This is a messenger RNA of Corticium candelabrum, 1697 nucleotides long. RefSeq names its product cyclin-A2-like. Gene Ontology annotation, biological process: mitotic cell cycle phase transition; regulation of cyclin-dependent protein serine/threonine kinase activity. Lineage: Eukaryota; Metazoa; Porifera; Homoscleromorpha; Homosclerophorida; Plakinidae. Gene Ontology annotation, cellular component: cyclin-dependent protein kinase holoenzyme complex; cytoplasm; nucleus. Gene Ontology annotation, molecular function: cyclin-dependent protein serine/threonine kinase regulator activity. The coding region runs from base 151 to 1485 and encodes 444 amino acids. The record is from RefSeq and is a predicted model, not a curated record. The transcript has 8 exons.
UGGAUUCACCUCCCAUUUGAAGUGAAACGUCCAGUCUUGCUAUUUGCGAUUCCUACAGAGCGGCGCACUCUUGCCACCUUCGUUUCGAACCACUCAAACACGUCAACCCCGAACAAGCCGCUGCGGCACAGAAACACACGCCAGAGCGCAAUGAAUCAGACGAGGAGGAAACGAAACGAACUAGCCGACACGUCAGAAGGCAGCAGUGCCACGAAACGCGUCGCUCUCGGGACUCUGCGCCCGUCGGACUUGCAGAGAAGGAAACAAGUUGUCUCAAAAGUGGCGGUGUCGCGGACUCGUCUGACAACGUUUGAUAACAAGGAAAACGACUACUGGAAGCAGGCGCUUGGUUUAGAGUCGAAAAAGGAGGAGGUUGAUGCUGCAGAGCCGAAGCUCGAUUCGAUGACUUCCAGCAGGUUUCUCUCGAUUGCUUCACGCGGACUGGGCAGUCUGCCUAUGAGAGUGCCUCGAGAAGACGUGGAGAGAAGACAGUCGGGUAGUUCGAUGGAGAAUGAGGCGUUGAUGUCGUCAGAGAGAGUGAGCCUGUCGGAUUUGUCGUUUCAGUUGCCUCAGUCGACGUCGCUCUUCAGUCCAGCAUCUCCAAUGGUCGUAUGCAACACUCCUACUGAAUUUGUCACAACAGAGUCGCCGUGUCUUGUUCCACUGACCAUUCCAGACGUCGACAGGGAACGUAUACACGACGUCACGAUGUGCUCGGAGUAUGCAAAAGAAAUCUAUGAUUACAUGAUACUACAAGAACCAAAGUUUAUGAGCAAUCCAUCGUAUAUGAAGAAGCAGCCUGACAUCACUAACGCUAUGCGUUCUAUACUAGUAGAUUGGUUGGUAGAGGUUGCGGAUGAGUACAAGCUGCAGGCUCAGACUCUGUACCUCGCCAUCUCAUACAUUGAUCGCUUUCUCUCAAAAAUGUCCGUCAUGAGAGGUAAACUGCAGCUCGUUGGAGCAGCCAGCAUGUUUGUAGCUGCAAAGUUUGAGGAGAUUCACCCACCAGAAGUGGAUGAAUUUGUUUAUAUCACGGAUGACACAUACACAAGAAGUCAGGUACUGAAAAUGGAACAUCUGCUUUUGAAGGUGCUGACAUUCGAUCUGGCCGCACCUACCAUACUCAAUUUCCUGGACAGAUAUGUUACAGUGGCGGGAGCCAAUGAGAGAACGGAACACCUGGCUAAGUAUCUGGCGGAAUUGUCUCUCCUGGAUGGUGAUCCGUAUCUCAAAUAUCCGCCGUCUGUGAUUGCAGCCUCGUCGGUCGCUCUCGCUCUACAUACGUUUAGUUUACCCGCCUGGACGCCGACUCUCGUUCACUACAGCGGCUACGCAACCGGCGACGUUCAGGCGUGCUUGCAGGAUCUUCACUGCACCUUCUCGCACGCGCCUCGCCACCAUCAGCAGGCGAUACGCGACAAGUACAGUCAAGCACGGUUCUCAAGUGUAGCUCGCAUUCCACCCUCGUCGACGCUGCCCAUUUGAUCCGGUUUCGGACAGAGGACAUCCGCUCAUCGUCAUCUCGCUUCAACGCAUUGAAACACUUAGUCACGUCGAAAAAAUAUUUGAGGUUUUUAUUAAGGUUGGGCUAUUUUUAAAAUAUUAGACUUAUAGUUCGGCGAGGUCAUGCGGAAUGAGAAAGAGCUGGGACGUGUUCACGAUGUGAAAUUGAUGAAUUUAUGAUUGUCGUCUCUUGA